AUGGCCGUAACCCAUGACUACAUGAAAUCGCAGAGUGGGGUCACCUGGCGUUUUGGAGCACCUUGUCAGCAAUAUGGUGAUGACACACAGAGCUCUCCUUCUCCUUUACAUCUGCAGAAGGAGUCCCAAAGGCGGAUCUUGGCUGCUGCGUCCGCACUGCGCUCCGAUCGCGCACAGGCGAGUUCGCCUUGCGCGCUCCUGCGCUUGGAGCCGCCUCUCGCCUCCUCGCCCUUCUCGGACCAAAAAGGGGACAACAUGGCAACGGCCAAGGCGAAGAGGAUCAAGUUUUCUGAUGAGGAGAAGUUCCUGAUCCUGGAAGGAUUUGCUCUCCGCAAGGACAUCCUGAUCCCGAAAAGCGGCCGCUACAGCAACACCGCUGCCCGCCAACGGGCCUGGGAGGAGAUCGCCGCGGCCGUCAACUCUCUGAAUCCUCUCAUUCAGCGCACGCCGCAAGAGAUCCUCAAGAAGUGGAAAAACAUGGUGGUGGACGCCCGCAAAGGUCUAAGCGUAGAGAAGCACCCUCUGCUGCAGAAGCAGCCCCGGGAACGCCUCUUCCGCGAUAUCGUCGCUCUCCUCAAUAAAACGGACACCGCGCUCCCCAGACGGUUGCUUUGCCGUCCUGGCUCGAGAGCUGAGUCUCCGGGCAGCCCCAGAGGAGACGCGUCGGCGACAAUCCGCGCCGAGGUGCUCUCAGGCUCGCCUUGCCUGUCGUAUCUCCGCAGCGACAGCCACUACCGGCAGCCGUGCCGGAUUGAGGCUCCCGGAAACCCCAAAGCUAACGGGGGUUCACCGCAGGCAGAUUUACCAAGGCAGGACUUUGCCAGCCUCUCGCAGUCCAGGGAGGGGCUUGAACGACGUGCAGAGGGGGCUCGAGAGAGAGAGGAAAAGACGUCGGCGGAGCCCUGCAAGGGGGUCUCGUUAAGCUACGUUCAUCACUCAGACCAGCCGCACUGUGCACAAAUCCCCAGGAUGCUUUUGCCACGAAGGGGGGAAUCCGGGCGGUCCAGCGUUUGUAGAAUGCCAGAACCUAGUACCUGCCCGUCAGACCUCCCUUUGGCAUGUAAGCUUGAGUGCCCUCUCAGCCCCGAGCUGGAAUGUCCUUGUCUGGGAGCAGCCUGCAUCCCCUUGAUUCAAAGCAGUGGCAUUGGGAGUUCCAAAGCCACCCCCUCCGCCCUCGAUGAUCACGCUGAAGAUUUGCAUCCCAGCCAGAAGGGUUGCAGCACACUAACAAGAGGCCCAUUCAGAGAGCUUUUGGAGAGGCAGAGCCAGCUGCAAACCGAGGUUCUAGAACUGCAGAAGGAGACCCUCCAGCUGCAGAAGGAAAAGAUCGUGCUGGAGAAAGAGAAACUGUUGCUGGAAAUCCUCAAGCUCCGCCGUGAGCUGGGCACAUGA
This is a messenger RNA of Lacerta agilis (Sand lizard), 1392 nucleotides long. RefSeq lists its product as uncharacterized. NCBI's taxonomy places the organism in Eukaryota, Metazoa, Chordata, Lepidosauria, Squamata, Lacertidae. The record is from RefSeq and is a predicted model, not a curated record. The transcript is spliced from 4 exons. Bases 1 to 1392 code for a protein of 463 amino acids. Gene Ontology annotation, cellular component: nucleus.